Microstroma glucosiphilum is the source of this 693-nucleotide messenger RNA. RefSeq lists its product as hypothetical. The annotation marks the transcript as partial. Gene Ontology annotation, cellular component: mitochondrial inner membrane. Lineage: Eukaryota; Fungi; Basidiomycota; Exobasidiomycetes; Microstromatales; Microstromataceae. Gene Ontology annotation, molecular function: membrane insertase activity. The record is from RefSeq and is a predicted model, not a curated record. Gene Ontology annotation, biological process: protein insertion into mitochondrial inner membrane from matrix; mitochondrial respiratory chain complex IV assembly. The transcript has a single exon.
AUGGAGAACCUCCUCCUCUAUGUUUCUGAGCAUACCGGCGCUCCUUGGUGGGCCAUCAUCGUCGGAUGCACCCUGGCUGUCCGUGUAGCCAUUCUGCCGCUUGUAAUCAAGGGUCAAGCAAAUGCUGCUAGACUGGCCAAUAUUCAGGAGGAGACAAAGGCGAUCAUGGAGGACGUCACCUACCACAAGCAGCACCAGGAUAUGAGGUCGGCUCAAACGUCUAUGCUGCAGAUUCACGGACUGUGGAAGGAGCACAACUGUCAUCCUCUCAAGUCCUUUAUCCUCCCAGCUACUCAGAUGCCCCUCUUCGUGUCUUUCUUCUUUGCCCUCAAGGCUCUUGCCGAGCAAGGACUGGACACGCUCAAGAGCGGCGGACUUGGAUGGGCCACAGAUCUGACUGCGCCCGACCCCCUGUACAUCGGUCCGGUUCUGACCGCCGCUACCUCUCUCGCCACACUAGAGACAGGCGCCGAGUUUGGCAACCAAGGAGCCUCAGACCCAGGAACAGCAAAGAAUAUCAAGAUUGGCCUGAGGGCAGUUACCUGCUUGAUGCCCUUCCUGGUGUACCACCUUCCCGCCGCCGUCUUCUACUACUGGAUCACAAACAAUCUCUUUUCCCUCUCCCAGAUGCUCGUACUCAAGAUUCCUUCCGUGAGAGCAUACUAUAAGAUUCCAGCACGCAAGAAGUUGCCU